Molecule: messenger RNA, 2970 nt
Organism: Diaporthe citri
Lineage: Eukaryota; Fungi; Ascomycota; Sordariomycetes; Diaporthales; Diaporthaceae
Exons: 10
Coding region: 1-2970 (989 amino acids)
Source: RefSeq, a predicted model, not a curated record
AUGGAUGACUCCGAUGAAUCGCCAUACCAACCCGAUGACAGCGAUAAUGCGUCGCCAAGCUGGCGCGACCCCAAACCUCGACCUCAGACUCCAGAAUACAAGAAUGCUUCCGAAAGCGUGGCAUCUGACCCCCCCAGCACACUGCGCCGCUCGAAACGCCAUAUCAUGCCCGUAAGGAGACUGGAUCCAGCGGCGGUUGCGAGGCCAGCAUCCUCGCAACUCCCUCGAGGCGGCCCCAGGCUCGGCUCCCACGACCACACAGUCCAGGCGCUCUUGAAGCUGCCUGGCUUCUGCUUCACCAGAACCAACAACGUCUUCAACGCCAGGGACGGCGCGCACCUGGCGACCAUCCUCGGCGCCCAGUUCGAGCCCGCCGGCAACCACAGGAAGGCCUUUCCGGCCAGCAGCCAGCGGCUCGUCUGCGUCCGCGUCGCCAAUGUCAUCGAGGCCUGCUGCGACGAGUGGCUCGAGGACUGGCAGGGCGAGGCACUGACCAGUGACUUCUGGGCCGAAGCCGCUGAGCGCCUACGCUGCUAUAACAAGCACUGGGCCGCGGCCAACCCCACCCCUAUCCAGGUGAACACGAUCUGCAUGGCUUACACAGGUCACUGGGAUCCGAACGGACGCGGUGGCGCCCCAGACGACGACGAGGCCAGCUGGGGAUUUGAGCUGGGCGAGCUCACCUGGGGCAAGGCCAAGGCCGAUAUUGAUCCCAACUUGUUCGCAAAGCCAUGGGACGAGACCGAGACUAAUGUCGGCCCUAUCCAGAACGCCGUAGGAGCAAGGAACCACGACAGAAACAGGCCUCCCAACCGCCGCCGCGGCGGUCGCUCCUUGGUUGCACCUAGCCAGGCUCCCGAGGGUUUCAGGCCGAGGGCUGUAGCCAUGAACGAGCCCCAUCAGUUCUUUCUCGGCGAUGAAGGUGAUCCAGUCAUUGUCUACGGCCCCCGUCGUGCCAACAACGAGAAGGUCGAGAGAGAUGUCGUCGGCAGGGUCAAGGCGACUAUUGACAGGAGCGACCCCAAGCGGCUGCUUGUGACGUUUUCCGGCUUGGUCUUCAAGGGAAAGGGAGGCGGCGAGGAGUCACAGGAGUCUCAGCAGGGUGAUGAGGGCAAAGACGUUCAUUCGAUGUAUGGAAGCCGGCAAGCCAGUGAGGAUGUGACACUCCGCAGCAAUACUGAGGAGAUGGAGUUUGAGGUCGGGACUUUAAUCAAGAAAGCUACUGUACAGAUACAACUUCUCCAGGACCUUUCUUUCGAGUCGAGCAGCUACAAAAUGUGUCCACCAGCCGACCAGGCUCCAGCUGUGCUGGGCCAGGCCGACGCUGCAACAAUGCCUCUUCCUUACAGCAACUCUGACUCCCCUGACGUCGUUUCGAAGAACAAUGAUGACAGCAAGAGCGAUUCGGUCAUCAAGUCGGACGAGGCGCACGAUGCGCUGGCACCCCUACCUAGCGAGACAGAGGCCCCUGUCACGGCCAGCGGAACUGGCGGCUUGGCCACAAUCAAGGAGCAAAUCGACCCAACUUCCCCCAGUGACGAGCUGGCCACAGUGAGGAACACAACCAGCGAGUCUAAGGCCAAAGAAAGCAUCGACUUCUCUGAUGAGGGCGGUGACGAAUUGAACAAUGGUAGUUCCAAGGGGCUCGCGAGUGCUUCCACUGACAACGCUGCCGACGAUCCGGCCAAGUCUGAGGAUCACAAGUUUGUCGAUCCCAAUGACAAGGACAACAUCGGAAACGAUGUCAUCAAGUUCUUCUACACUUCCAGCACUCGAAAGAGGCCCUCCAGCCCAGUCGCUACUGCUCCUGGCUGCUGUAACCCCCGUCUUCAUCGAGACAGCGAUCUGUACAUCAAGGCGAAAGGCGAGGACGGCAAAGCCUAUGUGUUUGAAGUUGUCUCUGCCACUCUUGAGAAGGCCUCGCCCAAGUUCGAGGCCAUGAUCUAUGGAAGCCACACCCGUGGCAACAAAGAGGAGUGGGUAUGGGAGCUGGAUGACAGCCCUCUCGGUCUCAAGAUUAUGUUCUGUCUGCUCCACAACAAAUUUCCCAGAGCACUAGUGGCUUCCAAGCCCAAUCCCAACCAGCUGUACAAGGUGUUGCAGGUGCUCGAGAAGUACGAGGUCAACCUGGAGGACACAAACUACCAUCUCUUCGCUCCUUCCUGGAUUGACGGAUUCAAGAACGGACUGGUUGCUUCCAAACUGAGCACUGUCGAGGCUCUCCAGGUGGCUUAUAAGCUUGGCGAUUUCAAGACUACGAAGAUCCUGAUUCGAGAAGCCGCCCAUGAGAUCAGUGACGAGGACGGGAAGCGCCUGCAGGAUUUUCCCAUACAGCAGCGAGAAAUCCUGGACAGCAUCGAAAAUAUCCGAAACGAAAGCCUGAAGAACUUGCUAGAUGCACUGAGGUCUCCUCUUGAAUACUUCAUGGAUGCAUCGAAUCUGCAUGGAAAUCAGUACUGCAAAUCCAGCGAAGGUCACUUUGAGUGCAACCAAAAGCUAUUGGGGUCUUUGAUGGCCAAUUUGGUACAGCAGUCUCUGUUCCCCAUCCCGGAGACUGCCAACUACAAGGGAAGCGUGGCCGCAAUGAUUGACAAGAUCGAGAAGAUGGAGAUCAGAGGCUUGUUUUAUCCCGGUGUCGUGAUGACAGAACAAAAGCAUACUCUGUGCAAGCUGGGACAGGCCGCCGCCGUCGAAGAAGCCAAAGGCAAGGAUGAAAAGGCAACACUCCCGCUUUCGGAUCAUCUGUUGGAGUACAUGUACUUUGCCUGCAAGCGCAAUGGUCUACUGCGGAAGGAACUGAAGGAAUUCGAGCCCUACAAGGAUCGCGUUCACGAUUUCGAACUCCUCUAUCGGGACGAGUUUAAGAAAGACAUCUGGGGAUGGCACGACCAUGAGGCCUCUGAGGGCGAUCCUGCAUGCGAUGGCUCCGAUGAUUCGAGCAUUUUCGAUGUCGUGGACGGCCGCGUUUGA